AGUGUGAUUGCUAUGGAGACUGGUAAACUGUACUGAGCAGGAUGAGCAAAACCAUCUAUAUCGGAUCAGUAAACAUUUAAUGUUUCGUUAUGAUAGCUAACAUGACUGUUUCCGGUUGACAUAGGAGCUGAAUCUCAAACGUCUGAACUUGACUGAAAGAUGCCCCAUGCUCCCAGAACAAAAAUGCAGACCAAACUGAGUGCCUGGACACCUCUAAAUCAUCAGCUCUCCAAUGCUCAUGUUUUUGAAGAGAGAAGAAAUUUGCUUGGAAAGUGGUUUGAGAAGUGGACAGAUAGCCAGCGGAAACAGGUGCUGCAAGAUUUUUUCUCCAGAUGCUCUGCUAGUCAGCUGAAACAUCUCAGACAGACUCUGAGCAGCUGGGUACCAGAGGAAGCCCUCGACUUCACUAGGGUCCUUCCCAGGGUCAUAUCACUCUAUAUAUUUUCAUUCCUUGACCCCCGAAGCCUCUGUAGAUGUGCUCAGGUAAGCUGGCAUUGGAAAAACCUGGUUGAGCUUGAUCAGCUGUGGAUGCCUAAAUGUCUGAAACUAGGCUGGUGCAUAACCUUUACUCCAACACCAUUUGAACAAGGUGUAUGGAAGAGGCAUUACAUAGAGACAGUGCAGGAGCUUCACAUUAGCAGGCCCAAGGCACCUGUGAAGGAAGAGUUUAUUAUCCCUGAGGUGAAAGUAAUUGGCAGUGAGAUAGAGGGGUCACUUCCUGUGAUCGGUCACAGGGAGUUGAAUUCUGUCUUCCCAAGUCUUCAUGGGAAGAGUAAAGAUGGGAAUAGCUUGGUGAAAUCAGCCAAAGGUCUUCCGCCUUGGAGAGACUCAGACAGGCAUCCCACUGACACAAUACGCUUUAACUACUUGGAUAACCUUGACCCAGUUGAGCAUGCAAGAAAAGUACUCCUAAAGGAAAAAAGUGCUACAAUAAGACAGGAAAACACUAUGAAAGCACCAUCUCACUCAACAUACAAGCUGCGCAAGGCCAAAUCUUUGAUGUUUUUAUCCUUGGAUCUCAGUGCAGCAGGAAAGCAAAACAAAAACAGGCCGCAAUGGGCAGCACAGAACUUAGAAGCACUUCCGUCUAACAAGGACUCCAUAAAGAGACUUUCCCAGACAUCUCAAUGGAAUGCAGGGAUACGUCCUGGUCCUGUAAGGCCUCCAGUGCCCAGACUGAGUAAGGAGGGGCUCCGUGCAUCACAGAGAUCCCAUAGAAGCACACCAACUGUGUCUCUUUUCGAAGGACAGCCAUGAAGGAGAACAUAUGAAGCUCGACACAUAAGGCCAUCUUCUGGAUGAUGUUGUGAUAGCAACAUAAACGAUUUGAAGUGAUUCAUACAAAGUUAAUUUAU
Sinocyclocheilus grahami is the source of this 1355-nucleotide messenger RNA. RefSeq names its product F-box only protein 16-like. The record is from RefSeq and is a predicted model, not a curated record. The coding region runs from base 160 to 1257 and encodes 365 amino acids. Gene Ontology annotation, molecular function: protein binding. The transcript has 9 exons. Lineage: Eukaryota; Metazoa; Chordata; Actinopteri; Cypriniformes; Cyprinidae.